AUGAUCAGUUCUUUCGUGAAGAACUACACUCUUCAACGGCUAGUAACUGUUGCUCGGUGUAGUUCUUCACCCCUUUUGCUACUCCGGAAUCCUCUAAGCAUAUGCACUUCCUUAGACUUUGGAAGGCCUUCCAAUCAAUCCAAAGAGCGUAGUGAUCCUUUGGUUGGCCAAGGGAUCGUGACAUCAAAUGAAGCAAAAUGGGCUCACCAGAGGAAAAUCAUUGCUCCCGAACUAUAUAUGGAGAAGGUUAAGGGCAUGAUGAUCAUAAUGGUGGAGUCGUCGAUGACAGUAGUGAACUCAUGGAGGGUAGAAAGUGAGGGUGGAGUUGCAGAUAUUCACAUUGAUGAAUAUAUGAGAAGCUUUUUCGGAGAUGUGAUUUCAAGAGCCUGCUUUGGGAGCAGCUAUUCCAAAGGGGAAGAGGUCUUUUUAAAGCUUAGAGCACUUCAAGAGCACAUGUCUAAAAAGGUUGCAAAGGGUAUUCCUGGAGUGAGGUUUAAUCUUUUCCAACCCAAGCACUUACAGUAUCUUCCAACUAAGAGUAACAGAGAAACAUGGAGGCUAGAAAAAAAGGUCCGAACUUUGAUUCUCAAGGCAGUGAAGGAAGGAAAGGAAGCGGCAACAGGGAACAAUCAUCAAGAUGGAGCAUUACUUGAACUGGGCACAAGCUUUAGGCUCAGCAUGGGCCUUCAUGUUGCUUGUGGGUCUCAUUUGUUGCUGCCUCGCCACCAACAAGGCAGCACAAGCGGUCAUUUUCAUCCUCUAUUCUCCCCUGUUUUAUAG
This is a messenger RNA of Alnus glutinosa, 780 nucleotides long. RefSeq names its product cytochrome P450 714C2-like. The transcript has 2 exons. Bases 1 to 780 code for a protein of 259 amino acids. The record is from RefSeq and is a predicted model, not a curated record. Lineage: Eukaryota; Viridiplantae; Streptophyta; Magnoliopsida; Fagales; Betulaceae. Gene Ontology annotation, molecular function: monooxygenase activity; heme binding; iron ion binding.